This is a messenger RNA of Ixodes scapularis (black-legged tick), 588 nucleotides long. RefSeq lists its product as uncharacterized. Gene Ontology annotation, molecular function: amine binding. The coding region runs from base 1 to 588 and encodes 195 amino acids. Gene Ontology annotation, biological process: symbiont-mediated perturbation of host defenses. The transcript is spliced from 4 exons. NCBI's taxonomy places the organism in Eukaryota, Metazoa, Arthropoda, Arachnida, Ixodida, Ixodidae. The record is from RefSeq and is a predicted model, not a curated record.
AUGGCUAACCCCGCGAUGCGUCCUUCACAAGACGGAAUUAUACAGUGCAACUGUAGGGGCGCUACCUCUAAAAUUGAAGAAAUCAAAACGAAACUCCAGUACAACAAGCUACAUACUGUGACUCAGCCUGGCACUUUUUACCUCAUGUUCCGCUCCUUCAGUAGUGAUCCUGCGCUUGGAAACACCGCGAAAUGUGUCUCCAAAAGACCAAUCAAGGUCAUGGAAAGCAGAGUGAAGUACUUGAAGCCUUCGGAUAAAUCAUUCUAUCAGGGACUGCAGCGAUUGCCGUCCCUAAUAUAUGUCUAUUAUGUUUGUUCGAUGGCAGGGACCACUACAUAUCGGCUCGUCUAUUCGGAUUACGGAAUCUGUGACGUGUUCGUCGUUUCGGACACAAACGAAAAAAAAUGUGAACUCUGGGUCAAAGAAGGCUAUCAACAAUACGCUGAUGAUAUUGCAAACGCGGUUGCUUCCAGAGACCAAUCAAUUGUCGACGUUAACAUCACUAAAUGCAAACAAGAAUACUUAAACCGAUGCAAAGAGCAAUACCAAAUCUACGAUAAAGAUAUGUGCAGCGGACAUGAAAAAUGA